This is a messenger RNA of Petromyzon marinus (sea lamprey), 6417 nucleotides long. RefSeq lists its product as uncharacterized. NCBI's taxonomy places the organism in Eukaryota, Metazoa, Chordata, Hyperoartia, Petromyzontiformes, Petromyzontidae. The record is from RefSeq and is a predicted model, not a curated record. Gene Ontology annotation, biological process: regulated exocytosis. Gene Ontology annotation, cellular component: trans-Golgi network membrane; lysosomal membrane.
CACGGAGGGGUGCCGGGGACGCGUCGAUAUGGAAGCGUUCACGAAGAGAUGGAACUCAAAUUCGAUCCAGCGCGCACCGUUGCAACGCGCACGGUGACGAAUGUACACGCGCUAAAUUGAGAUCAGCCUCCCCCCCCCGCCCCGCGUCAAAUUGUGUGUAAGUUCAUACACGGAGAGGUUGUGGUCCCAGCACCCUGCCUCAUCACACCCUUGACACACGCGCACACACACACGCGCGCGCGCGGGGCACAGGCAGUGGUACAUUCCGGCACGGGUGCUGCUGAGCCAGCCAGUGUGCUCGGCCAGCGAGUGUGAGCAGACGGGCAGAUGCCUUAUGGUUGCGUGUGCGCGUGCGGCCGUGGUGGUUGUGGUGGUGGCGGCCGUACAGCAGGGAGGACAUCUCUCUUUGCAGGGAGGAUGAACAUAUAAUUCAUCAUUGCUGCAAGCGGAAGGAUAGGACGCACACCAUUGCGAAACACUUCAGCGGCUCUGGAAAAUCCAAACAACUCCUCGUGAGGCGGCCGCGGUCACUGGAGAUGAGAGGAAACUCAAAAAAGAGGGCACUGCAGUUCCCUGCAUAGGUUUCUAGACGUGGGCCCCGCAUGCAGUCCGGGGUCAUGGCGAGCCCGCCGUGCCCAUCUACUGCUGGCCUGGCCGAGGACCUAAAGCAGAUCGAGAGAGUGAAGGAGUCCAUCGCGGACAUCAUCGGGCAGCUGGGUGAGGGCGACGACGCGGGCGGCCUCUCCUUUGCGCCCUUCCUCGACCUGGACACGCAAAUCACGGUCGUCCCGGCCUCCAAGAGCCUCGGCUCUUCCCUGGACGAGCUGCGAUCCUCGCCAUCCUCCUCGGCCUCGUCCUCCACCUCUUCGUCGAUGUCCGCUCUGGAAUCACCGUCCGAGUGCCGGCCCAAGUCGUCCGAGUCCCAGACCGAGCUCCUGGAGUCCCACCCGCAGGACCCCGCGCGCCACGGCGUCAAGGAGGACGGCGCCCCCUCCAAGCGUUCGUCGAUGGCCGGGUCGAGCAGCAGCGGCAGGGGAACGUCGGCGGACAGAUCCGGCCUGCGCUCCAACGGCUCGGUGCCCACCGCGGGGAAUGGGCCGGGCCGCGCGGUGGGCCAGGGCGGCCACCAGGUUACCGUGUUGCCGCUGAAAAGCUUCGCGGACCAGCGGCCGGGGCGCGUCGCCUGCACGGCCGAGCCGGAAACGGAGAGCGACCUGUCGCCGUCUCCGCUGCACGCGCGGCGGGAGGGCGUCCCCGGGAGCCCGGAGACGCGGCCGCUGCUGCGCCCGUCGUCCUCCUCCGACGGCGAGACGCUCGUCGCGGGCCUCUCAGGUCGGCCGUCGUCUCGCGGCAGCCUGGCGUGUGAAGACGGCGGCGCCGCGUGCCUGGAAGCGGCCGAAGCCCCCUCGGCGUGCGACGGGGCCGCAGGGAAGCUCGGAGGAGCAGGACGUGGAGGGUGCAGCGGCGGCGGUGGCAGCGGAGGAGGAGGAUCGCGCUGCGGGCGCCGUAAGCGGAGCGGCUGCUGCUGCUGCCGCUGCUGCGGACACUCGGCGGUGAGGGCACAGGCGAAGGCCGUGGUGUCGGUGCUACUGGCCGUGCUCGCUGCCCCCGCUGCCCUCUUUGCCGCCUACGAGUACCUGCCCUACGAGGCGCCCGUGUGCCCGGACCUGGCCAGCCGCAUGGUGUACGCGCUGCGCUGUGGCCUCUUUACGCUCUUCCCAACAGUGUUCGGUGUCCUGGCGCAGGGCGUGGUGCGGCUCUGCGCCUGCUCGGGAGGCUCGCCGGGGCGUCGCGCCGAGCGGGAGCGCGGGGUGAACACGUGGGGACGCCACGCCGCCGGCUCCACCGAGCAGCUGCUCCUCUACCUGCUCAACCUGCUGGUGCUCGCCUCCUACCUGCAGCAGGCCGACCUCAAGGUGCUGCCCAGCCUCGCCGCUCUCUUCGCCAUCGGGAGGCUGGUGUACCUGCUGAGCUGUGUGCUGUGCCCUGGAUGCCGGGGUUUCGGGUUCAGCCUCGUCUUCGUUCCGGCGCUCGCCAUGCUCUGCUACAACCUAUACUGCCUCUUCACGCUGGGCCUUGACCGCCUCUUCCUGCAGUCCUCGGAUCUCGCGCCCACGGCACCAUCGCCGCCACGGCUCCGCUUCUGGGGCUGACGAGCGCCGACCGGCCGAGGCAAAUGCAGUUCAGGAGUCGACACGCGUGCGCACACACAUGAUACCAGGCACAGCAGCGUGACACUAAUUUAAUGUCGCCCACCAAACCCAGCACCAUCGUGUCAGGACCUCAUGGGCUGUACCCUACUGGACCAGCAAGUGGGUUGGCACAUCCCCUGGUGGUGAUGUCAUCCGUACCGUAGUAUCUUAAUACAACAUUACUUCAUUAAACCAGCGGUUCAAAUAGAAGGGCUGGCAGAUUAAGUAAAUUAAGUAUUCGAGAUGAAGCCCAACUUCAACAGAUGUGGCACCAACACUAGCUGUAUCGAUAAAAAGUUCAGUCGGUCUGUAGUCUUGGGCAGAGGAUAACAAAUGGUGCUAAAAUGUUUAAUAUGUAGUGCAGAUCUAGACAGAGGAAGGGAAUGAAUUGGCAUUAUGAUAUACACAGCAGGCAUACAGUGGUUGUUAAAGUUAAAGCACUUGGCUGAUCAUAAUAAAGAAUAAUUCAGUACAUUGGUGUCUGUGCCAUUCUUAAAGGGCAAGGCAAUCACAAAGACGCUGUGUAAUCCCAAUUCAGUAAUUUUUACAAAUGUUGCUGGUUUGGACAACACUAACAUACAAUUGCAUACUCAUUUCGAAUGACAUAACAGCAUUUUUUUUUACAUUCACGGCGAAGCAGAUGGCACCUUUUAAUACGGUUAAAACACCUCCUGUGCCGCAUUCGAACCGUGAAACUCUGCAGAGUGGCGAACUUACUAUACCACAAGGCCCUGCCAACGCCCCAAGGCCGUGAUCGUGCCCGUUUGCUGGUAGCGCCCAUAUAGGAUGGGGCAAAUGAAAAGUUAAUUCAAUCAAACAAUUCUGAGAUAUUAGGUAGUGUACAGCAACGGGAGUUGCCCCUUUAAUAAAAUAAUGCCUGGGUAUAGGCCAUGCAUGGUCUGUUAGCAGGGCUUGAUUUCAGCCGGAGCUGUCUGGGGCAAAGCUCUGGGAAAUGUCUCCAGUUCGGAGUUUGGGCUCCGGAAUAUAUUUUUUUAAAAUAAGCCCCAGUAUCUUACUUUAAUGUUACACAGAGAAUGGCCUCCGAUGCAUCGUCUUCUGCAAGUGGUAGCCAAUUUAAUCUUGACCAAUCACUUGCCGGGCUUUCCAUAGCUACAUGAACCUGCUGAAUACAUUGCACAUGCCUCACUUAUCAAUUGAUGCAUGUUAAUAGACAUUAUCUAACGUAAAAAAAAUCGAAGCUGGGGUUGCAACGUGCAGGGUUGAGAACCAAGUGGUAUAGAAAAUCUACAGCAUUCAGCCUUUGCUUGCAGCAGUUCCCUUGUUGCCUUUUAGAGUGCACGCACACACACAGCGAUUAUCAGUAACCCACCAAGGUGCUCACGGUCUUUAUAGUCAAGUUAUAUCUGUACUCGCCAUACAUCGUACCGUAACACCUAGGUUCAACAUCGACAUGUGCUGUCGUGUGUAAGUGUGGGUAGAUAGUUGCAUGGAGACUCGCGGUGGGUUGUAGCAUGAAGAACAUCCGUUAGCCCGUCAUGCCCAAUGAAACACAAUUCCCAGUCCUGCGACUCAACUCAAAACGCCGCGUUGUAUUGCUUUCAUGUGCACACGUUGCCAUAUCACUCAGAAUGCAGAAGCUAAGCAAAGAUGAGCGUUGAGUAGUGCUGUAUUGGUGACUGCCAUACACAAACAGGUUGCCAUAGACUGCGGGGGCGACGUGGUGAGGUCAGUGGAGCAGAAUCUAUUGCCGUACUGUAUUCCAACGCUCCCACGUCUGUGCCCCUCGUCUUCACCAACACGCAUCGACGAGCACAAUGAUGUAUGAUCGCAUAACCCCCACAGCCUGCAUAAGGUGUGGGGAGGCCCUUAUCCAGCAGUGGAAAGACAAAAAGGGCUAUACUUGUACAUACACAGCAGCUUAAUUGGCACCAUGUGGAGGACACACCAUUCAAAUGCAUUGCGGGGGGACUCACAAUGCUGGACAUACCUCCGACACAAGCAAAGAAGACGCGACACCCAUAACAAAGCAAAAUUGGUACUGUCCUCUGCCCGAUGCCAAUAUUGGUCUUUGUGGCACGAUGCAGGUUGGCAUCAAGCCACGAAAAGGCGCUGUGUGUGUGGCCAGGGUUAAUUUGUCAUCAAGCAGGGCGUGUUAAAUGCGUGCUGUGUCCGUGACCGCACAGAAGAGAGCCAUUGUGCACACAUGUUUGUACAGAUGCAGCUAUCCGUUAUUGUAUUUAAGCUUGCCAGCUGUGCAUGGAUAUUAAGCAGUCGUCUUAUGUGGGUGCGUAGGCAUUUACGUCUAUGGAUAAGGACCGGUUCUCUUGUGAGUACAGUAUGCCCAGUGUUAACGUUGCAUAAAUGUAACUUUUAUAAGAGAUGACUAUGUUUUUAAGUGUUUUAUUCUCAUUGUUACAGCUGCGAUCUUCAUUCCCCGCAUAUUUAAAUUUAUUUUUGAAAUCAUGAGAAUGCAAAUGAUGGCCAGAUCACUGCAGGUAUUGUAACAUAAUUUAAAUGCAAUACUAUUUUACGUACAUUUACUUUAGGCAUUUUACAUACUGACAGAUUUAGGUUAUUGUUGAUUUUUUUAUAUAUAUAUUUUUAAAAAGUUACUUUAAAAAAUCCACAUUACGGUAUCUUGCAAUGAGUGAAGAUAUAUGCAGCAUCAUCAUCAAUACAUUUUCAAGCAAACUUUGUCCUGUUAAGUUGACUGGGUGGUUGUGGCGGUGUUGUGACUGGUGCGUGAUGUAAAGUGUAUUAUAUAACACGUUUUAGUAUCUUUUUUAUAUACUCCAUUCGAUGAACUACCAAAAUAAAGCUUUGUCACUUUCUAACACGUUCUCUAGAUUUUUUUUAAAGUUGAUUAAUGCACGAAGAAAAUAAGACUUUACCUUGGGUUUCAAAAUUCUAUUAUAAAUUGGUGCAAAACAAAAUAUAAUCUGUCCAAGGGCAGGAGGGACACACAACCAAUCUGAUCACAAGUUGAGAACGAGUCACCAACGCAUACCAAAUCCUUGCAUCCAGUGACAAAAUCAAAGCCAGGGUUUUUAAACAUAAGGUUUUUAUGAAGAGUAAUUAAUGAAACAAUUUACAAGGACUUGGAAUAAAUCCAACUUUAAUAUCCUAUUUAUAUAAAUAUUAUUAAUGUGAUGAUGUAUCGAUUCAUAUAUCUUUGAAGAUCACGAUGCAUGGCACCGAAUCACGUAAGAAUGAAUGCUUUUCGAUUUGAAUGCCCGAUCUUAUCAAAUCCUAGAAGCUAAGCAGCUUUGGGCCUGGAUAGUAUUUUGGUGGGUGACCAACCUUGCAUUAAACCGGUGUUUGUAGAUUGCUGCCGAUGCUACACUGUCAGCAGAUUACAUUGUUGUACUCUGCAAAGCUUGCAACGACAAUGCCUUUAUAUUCUGGGUUCUUUCGGUAAAGUCCCGUAGAAGGGAAACAAUAAACGUCGUGAGGAUUGUAUUGUUUUAUAUUUUUAUUAUUUUAUUGUUUCCCUUCUACGUGCCUUUACCGAAAGAACCAAGAAUAUGAAUCCCUGCAGUCACGAAAGCUUUAAAUCAAAACAAUGCCUUUACCAACCCUAACUGGUUAGCAUGGUAAAAUAGUCCAAAUAACCCUCACGACCCACACUUUGCUAGGAAAAACAUAUAAAAGGCUAACGGUUCGAACAAUGGCAGACCACUUAUAAGAAAGGCCACUGAAGGUUUCUUGCCUGAAAAUGUUAGCUUGAGUUAUAUCUAUCCUGUUAUAACUCGGUAUUCGAGAGAGAAUGAGACGGGUUCUCUUGAAUGUCAACACCUUCCUGGUGAGCUCAAGAAAUGUACGAACGCAAGGAUGGAAAUGGUUUCAAUGCCAGCACGAAGUAUAUUUUCAGAAGUUUUGGAAAUCCUCCUCAAGUUCCUUGUCCAGGGCAGCCUGUAGAGAGACAACAUUGGGAAAAAAAGACUGAGAAAAGUCUAAAAAUAAUUUGAGCUGACAUGCUACAGGGAAUUCAUUAUUGAACAUUGAUUUAUACUUUGUGCAUUCUUUUCGAUUUCUCACUACAGUUGUUUUUUACUCUGUUUUCCUAUUUGCUUCAUUGAUGCAAAGAAAGUUUUAUUUGUUUUGCUUUUUUUUAUUUUGGCAACCCAGGUCACUCUUGAAAAUUAGGCUCAUGCUGGUCUCUUGAGUUCUCACCUUCUGGUUAAACAUCAUGAACUUUACUUGCAUCAGAAGGCAAUGUACUAUAUGAGCGAGCCAGAAUAAAGGAUACAGUGAGGGAAAAAAA